Trachymyrmex septentrionalis is the source of this 1155-nucleotide messenger RNA. RefSeq names its product dynein heavy chain 12, axonemal-like. The coding region runs from base 1 to 1155 and encodes 384 amino acids. The transcript has 6 exons. Gene Ontology annotation, molecular function: dynein light intermediate chain binding; minus-end-directed microtubule motor activity; dynein intermediate chain binding. Gene Ontology annotation, biological process: microtubule-based movement. The record is from RefSeq and is a predicted model, not a curated record. NCBI's taxonomy places the organism in Eukaryota, Metazoa, Arthropoda, Insecta, Hymenoptera, Formicidae. Gene Ontology annotation, cellular component: dynein complex.
AUGGCUUUGUUAAUCGCCAAAAUUGCCGCUUUUGGGCCAAACAAUGAGUAUUUGAUGACAAUUAAUCUACGACAAACUACCGCAAAAGGUAAUCUCAUUGCUUACGCAAAUAAACAACGAGAACUUGUCAUUGAUAACCUUGUCACGCAACAUUGGAAUUACAAUCUGGAAAUCUGUGCUGCAUUUGAAAUGAUGAAGGAACGUGUGUUAAACAUUCCUCGAACUACAAAAGAAUUAAUUGAGUUAGGACGAUAUAUGUUGACAGCGACAUCCACAAUAAUGAUGGAUUUACAGGAAAAAAUAAUUCUUUCGGUUCGUAUGAUGAGUUCAUUAAUUGGAAUGACUACACUGGGAAAACAUCAUAUUGAAUUGAACAAUACAACAAUUCAAUGGUUAAGACGUAUCAAGCCGAUCAUAGAUCGCAGCUCCGCAUUAUAUGAACAAAUGAAGUUCGAAUUAGAAGAAAAGCUUCAAGAAGAAGUUGCUAUUUUGAACACAUGCGUUGAGGAAAUGUUUCCUAGAUUGAUAAUAAUGAACAACAUGGAUGAUGUAAAACACAUAAAGGAGUACAUAGAGGAUAUACGCAAGAUAGUACAACAAUUGGAACGCAUGGAGCAGAAAGCCAAGUGGAUAAAUGCUGAAGAGGCAUUGUUUCAAUUUCCUUUAACCUUGUACCCACGUAUUAAGGAAUUGAGAGACCAUAUUUCACCAUUUUAUGCCCUUAUUUAUCGAGGCUAUCAAUGGCAAAGGGAUCGAAGAGUUUGGUUGGAUGGUCCCUUCGAGUAUCUUGACGUUCAAUACAUUGAAAACAACCUUGAUCAAUACUUAAUCGACUUCAACAACAUCAAUAAACAGUACAAGACAAGAAUUAAGAUGCAACUCGCGAUUAAUUAUCCAUACAGUUUUGCAGGAUUGGUAGAUGAUCCAGAUCCUUUGCUGCAACCAGCACCUAUGAAAUUAUGUCACCAACUGAUAGAAGAUGUGAAUUGGUUUAAGCAAUACGUUCCAUUAUUAUCCGUCUUUUGCAAUUCAGCAAUGGAACAAAUUCAUUGGGACAAUAUGUCGCUCAUCGCAGAAUACGAUGUAACACCGGAUGCUGGCACGACAUUGAGAAAAAUAAUCAAUUUGAACUUAAUGAUGGAUUUAGAAGAGUAA